Vitrella brassicaformis is the source of this 4370-nucleotide messenger RNA. Lineage: Eukaryota; Vitrellaceae. The record is from the annotation of a GenBank genome assembly.
CAAACGAUAAACUAUUACUGCAGGCAGGCUGUCAGUGAACACGAACACACAACGACACGCAGCCUCCGCACAGCCGCUCGCACAGACAGAGGAAGGAGAUCUAACCCACCCGCCAUAAAGAUGAUAACUAACGCACAUCCCAUCCCAUUCGCAGCGCACACACAGCAGUCAGUCCUCUCUCCGCCCAUCCCUCCCUCCCUCUGCUCUAUCUAAUUCGCUACUUUGUUUCAUUCUACCAGAGCCAGCCCAGCCAGCCAGCAACUCAGAUCAUCUACCGGUCAGUCAGAUCAGCCAGCCAUCAGUCGUCGCGCCCCUCACUACCAAUCGCAAACGUCGACGCGAAGUCACCACCGCCACCACCACCACCCUGCCCCUCCUUCUGCAGGGUGUCCUCCCGGCCGCUCUCGUCAUCGUUGCUUUCGGUGCUGAUGGCGAUGGCGGGGAUGACUCCCUGGUGCUGGUCUGUGUGGUGGUCGUCUGACAGAGGGGGAGGGGGCGGCGGCGGCGGGAGGACCGGAGAGAUCGGAGAGGGGGCGGAGUUCUGCAGCUCCUCCUGCAGGCAGCACAUAGACAGACACCACACUUCACACACAUAUGGCUGGAUGUGGUGGUGGUGGUGGUGGUACCAUGAACGGAGCGGCGAGUCUGACGAGCUUCUGGUACUCUGUCUUGAGGGUGGAGAGGGUAAUUGGGGCCUGCCCUGGCGGCUGCUGGUCUUCGCCAUCUGCUGCUGCUGCUGCUGCUGCUGUGGCGGGCAGCUGACAAGAUGUCACGUCACGCACACAGACAUGGUUGUGGAGGGGAUGGGGGGCGGAUGGCAUGGCGAACCUCACCUCAUCUCACCUGCUGUAUGAGUGUGGAGUGCUCCUGCUGGAACUGCAUGACGUCGUCCCAUAUCAGCUCGAGCUGCGCUAUCGCCUUGGCCAAGCGAUGCCUGACAUCACAUCACAUCGAAUCGAUGGGGGAUAGAUAGACAUGUCAGUCACGUCAGAUCAGACACAGGACAGGCAGAGAGAGAGAGAGACAAGACAGCUAGCUGUGUGCCCUGUCCUGUGUGGCCACCACACACACAAAGAAAAGUCACCUACCGGAGGUCGAAGUCCACAGCGUCGAUGGGCCGCUGCUCGACGCCCACAGCAGCCAUGGUGGCCUGAAAACCAUGCAGCCACCCACACCACACGUGUGCCAACCACUCCAUCCGACCAUCCGUCUGAUCUCUCCGACCCACCGCACCCACCGCAGAUUUCUCUCGGUCCUUGACCAUGUCCACAUAACGCUGCAGCACCUCCCCCUGCCGUUGUGUGUGUGUCAGUCAAGCCAUCCAUCCAUCCAUCCAGCAAGCCAUCCAUCGCACAUCAAUCAGUGUGCAUGGCAGUGGCAGUGGGGCGGUGUGUGUGUGUGUGUGUGUACCUGGUGUGUAAUCCUGGCCAUUUGGUACUGAAGGUGUCUGCGAAUGACGUCCUCUACCAUCGACUUGAAAUUCGACGCCUUGCCGGCGAUGUCUGACGACUAAACACACGGACAGAGAGAGAGAGAGAGAGACCACAGACAGCGAUGUGUGCAUUUGUUUGUGUGUGCCGUGUGGGGACGGUGUGUGUACCAUUUGUUCGUUGACUUUGACGAGGUCGACCUGCGCCGCGCCAGCCAGCUUCUGCAGCUGCUCUGUCGCCUCCUGCUCCUGCACACACACACACACACACAGAGAGAGAGUACAAACACACCUGUGUGGAUGCUCUCUGCCUGCCUGCCUGCCUGCCACACGGCGCAGCGCCUGCCUGUAUCGAUUCGUGUCUGAGUUGUUCCUCGGUAUCCAUCUUGCCCUCGAAGCGCUUCCGCAGUGUGCUCAGCUGGUGCCUGACGCUGUCGGUGCGGUGCAUGUGCUGUCGCUGCUUGUCCGUCAGGUUCACGAUCUGCUGCGUGACGUCCUCCAGUUGCAGCUGCACGACAGACACCAACAGAGAGGUCUCUCUCUCUCUGUCUCUCUCUGUGUGGGUGUGCCUCUCUGCUGACCUUGAGCGCUUUCUUCUUUUCUUCGAGCGUUUCGAGCUGACUGUCGAUCUCAAGCCGCUCCUCGUCGAGACCCUGCCACCGAGACACACACACACACACACACGUGUGGCAUCCUGAUCUGAUUGGUGUGGUCCAUGUUGGUUGGUGUGUGUUAUGAUGUGUGUCCACACCCACCCUGAGUGUGUGUGCGAGCCCCUCUGAUGCCUUCUCCAUCUCCGUCUGCAGGGCCGCCCUGACACACACGGAACAAACAGCCUCACAUAGAUCAAUCAGAUCGAGGGUGUCGGAGGAUGACUCACUUCCUGUCGACGGUCGAGUGUGCGUUGUCCGACAGCUGGCUGAUGUGGUGCUGCAGCCACGGCACACACCCACGACAGACAGGCAGACCUACCUGUCCGUCACUGUGUCUCUCGGUCUCUCUGCCUGUCUGUCUGUCUGUGAGUGCCUGCAUACCUCCACAGCCGUGCGCAGGUGAGUGAGCUGCGUGGCCGUCUGAUCCGUCACAUCCUUGCGACGCACAGCUGCAUCACACACACACACACACGUGAGUGUGUGUGUGUAUGUGUGUUAGCUUCAUGACACACAGAUGCACAGCACACGGACUUCACUUACAUGACUGUUGCAGGCUGUGCAUGAGCGUCUUGUAAGUGGCCACCAGCUCAGCCGAGGCCUUGACGCGACGAGCGUGAGUCUGGCUGCACACACAGACACACAGACACACAGGCCGCCAGGGAGUGAUAGGGAGGCAGCACGUGUGUGGCCAUACAGAUGCACACUCGCAUGCGUGAUACCAUACCAAGCAGUGUCGAUGAAGCUGUCGUCUUUCUCCUGCAGUGUCGCACCACUGGGCGGCACACUCAUCCUACUCAUUGCACACACAGAAGAGACCACACACAGAGCAGAGGUUAGGUUCUCUCUCCGAGCACAGCACAGCACAGCACAGCGCAGCACAGCACAGCACAUGUGUGGUGUGCGCACUGGUGAAUGGCGUGUUUCAGCUGCUCGGUGCGAAUGGCGAGGUCCCGCCUCUCCUCCUGGUGAUGCUCGUCCUCCCAGUCAUACUUGUACAGUGACAGCAAUCCCAACAACCUAACACACACACACACACACAGAGAGAGAGAGAGAGAGAGGGAGAGGGAGAGAGAGAGGCGUGUUCACACCCACACAGCCACAGCCAUCCAUCCAUCGAGGCCAUUUACUUUUGGAACUGCAUGGUGUGCGAGGGGUCAGUGCUGAGGAUGGCGUCCACCAGCGGGACAAACAGGGAUGCGGGGGCCUUGAAGCACAGCGACAGCAGCUGGUGGAAAUACACGCGGGGCGUCCCGCUCUCGCCUACAAGACAAGCAUGCAGCGUCAGCCAUCCCAUGCACACACGCUGGCCCAGCUAUCACUGGUCUGGAUGGAUGGAUGGAUGGAUGAAUGAAUGUGGGCGCACCCUCGUCUGGCUUGCCCAUGAGGUGUUUCUUGACAUCAUUCUGCCGCGCGAGAGUCGUCAGCGUGAUGGGCAGCGCCUGGCAACGGAGGAACACCUGACCAACCGCACAGCACACCACACCACACCAUACCACCCGGCAGUCCAUCGCUCUUUCUCCUCUGCGUAUGGCGCAGGUCUGCAGCCACCCCAGCCACCGACCUGUUUGAAGCUGAGGUCCUGCCCGGUGUGGUCGGCAUCAUGAUAUCUGGUGGAUCCCUCCCGCCCCGACGAGAGGAUCUGUGCGCUCAGUCUUUUGAACUCCUCGGCGUGAAUCGGCAGAGAGUAGGGCUGACGCGCCUGCGUCUCCAGCUGACGCUCCUGGAUACAACGACACAUCGGGAGAGUGAUCUCACUUCACACACAGACAGACAGACACAGACAGGCAGAUGAGACUUUCUUACCAGCUCUGUGACGCUCAGGUGGGACUUGACGACUCUCAGGGCAUCUCUGGCCUGCUGCACUCCCUCCUUGACAGUGUCCUUGACCUUAUCGGCGCCCUCCUUGACCUUCUUGAGGAAGCUGCCCAGCGCCCCAGACGUCAUCCUGAACUGACAGUAGAUCUCACUGCGAACACCACAGAUCAAGUAUCCUGCAAGCUCGCCAAUGGCUGGGGGUCUGGGGGCUCCCAGAUCCGCACAUCCAAGGAAGAUGAUGGCCAUCCUUCUGACGGCUCUGCUUGCAAGCGGAGCUUUCAUCGCCUCUGCGCGAUGUAACGACGAAUCCGUGUGCACAAUGCCAGAAUCAUUUGCUUCAGAUGCUUCUCAUGCAUUGCUUUGUGUCAGCCCCCCCUGCGACGAAUGAGGCGGGCUUCAGGGCACUGUUCGGCACCUCCGACUUCGUAUCUCCUACGUGUGCCUCGACGAUAACCGUCACGAGUGCUGCCGAU